GGCGCUGCCCCGCGCCGGCCCGGGGACAGCGCUGAGCCGGGCGGGUGAGGCACCGGCGCUGCAGGGAGGACACGGUGAAUUACCGCUGGCUGCGGAUCUUGUUUUUCUGUUUUAUUUCGUGCGGUUUUGCGGGUUUUAUGUUUAACCUAGAGCUGUUACCGUGUCACCCAAGAGCCUCACGCCCAGCAAGAGCCCCCGUUCCCCGAGGACCCCAGUUCACCUCACGGCUGAUGAGACACUCCCCGCCCUUCGGUUGAGUCUUCAAGCCCAGGAGGUUCAGCAGGAUCUGAUGACCAUGAGUUUGACCCCUCUGCUGAAAUGUUGGUGCACGACUUCGACGACGAGCGGACGUUAGAGGAGGAAGAAAUGAUGGAAGGAGAACCCAACUUCAGAGCUGAAAUCGAGGAUCUCACCAGGGAGAGUGACAUGCCCAUCCAGGAGCUGCUGAGCCGCUACGGCUACGACGGCUCCGUGCCCCUGCAGGAAGAGGAGGAGGAGGAGGAGGAAGAGGAGGAGGAGGAGGAGGCAGAGGAUGAUGAUGACGUCGAUAACGACGACAACAGCGGCUGCAGCGGGGAAAACAAGGAGGAGACCAUCAAAGAUUCCUCAGGGCAGGAAGAUGAAACCCAAUCCUCCAACGAUGACCCAGCUCCAUCCGUGGCUUCCCAAGACCCCCAGGAGACGAUUCGCCCCCGACGUUGUAAAUAUUUUGAUACCAACAGUGAAAUGGAGGAGGAGUCUGAGGAAGAUGAAGAUUACAUUCCUUCAGAGGAUUGGAAAAAGGAGAUCAUGGUGGGCUCCAUGUUCCAGGCGGAGAUCCCCGCCGGCACCUGCGGCUACCGCGACAACGAGAGAGUGUACGAGAACGAGGACCAGCUGCUCUGGAGCCCAGCUGGUUUAGCCGAGGACCGAGUGGCCGAGUUCCUGCGCGAGGCCUCGCGGCGCUCGGGACGCGAGAGGGGCCUGGACGCCAUUCCCGAGGGAUCGCACGUCAAGGACAACGAGCAGGCCCUGUACGAGCUGGUGAAAUGCAACUUCGACCCCGAGGAGUCCCUGCGGAGGCUGCGCUUCAACGUCCGGGCAGCGCGAGAAGAAUUAUCAGUGUGGACAGAAGAAGAAUGCAGGAAUUUUGAACAAGGAUUGAAAGUUUAUGGCAAAGAUUUCCACGUGAUCCAGGCGAAUAAGGUCCGGACCCGCUCCGUGGGGGAAUGUGUGGCUUUUUAUUACAUGUGGAAAAAAUCUGAACGUUACGAUUUCUUCGCUCAACAAACCCGUUUUGGGAAGAAAAAAUACAACCUGCACCCUGGGGUCACGGAUUACAUGGAUCGUCUCCUGGACGAGAGCGAGAGCGCAGCUUCCAGCCGGGCCCCGUCCCCUCCGCCCGCAGCCUCCAGCAGCGCCGGCCAGUCCGAGAGGGAUGAGGGCAGCAGCAGCACCCAGAACGGUGUCUCUGCCAACGGCCCAGGGGAGGUGCCAGGGAAAGAGGAGGCAAAACUGGAGGGACUGCACGUGAAUGGACCCUGCAGUGGGAAGAAAACCCCUCACACAGAGCUGGAUACAAAUGGUUAUGAACCCCAAAACCUCUCCAGUGACCCCAAACUGGCUCAUUCAGCCUCAAGGAACGAGCCUGAGCUGGAAGAAAAGAGUGAGAGACCUGUGAAGAGGAGAAGGAUGAACAGCAGUGGCAAGGAGAGCCCGGGGGCUUCAGAGUUCUUGCAGGACACCAACUCCCACGGCAAGAUGGAGGAGCUGGAAACUUUGGAUGACUGAGUGCUGGGAGCUGAUUUUAUUCCUUGGAGUAAAUUUUGGGUGUCUAAAAUUUUCAGGGUUGAUGGGUUACCUUCCAAAAUCCAGUUCCAUAAACAAUCUGAGAUUUUUAUUAUUAUUAAUAUUAUUAUUAUUAAUAUUAUUAUUGUUUGUUUCCUGAGACCUUCUAAUUGGCUCUAAAGAUCCAAUGAUUUGGGUUUUUUUCAGUGCUGAAAAGCAGCAGAAUAUUGAAUUUCCCAGAGCUGGCAGCUGCAGUUCUGGGGUAAAAGGCUCUUAAAUAUUUAAGGAACGAAGCAGGGAGUUGCUGCAAAAAAAAAAUAUUCCCAGCCUAACACAUUAAAGAAUGUGUUAAUACAGCAUUUAAUGUAUAAAACAGCAUUUAAUCAGUGUACAAGUGAACAAAGCAUUUGGGGCUUUGCAGGAAGUUAAAAUAAAACAGGAAAAGCCAAGACAGAGCAGGCACAGAGAAUUCCACUCCUGCUGGAGAGAGGAAAAUGUCAUCCCAUCAUUAAGGAACCCUCAUGAAUCCUGAAAGUUACGAGCACAACUAUUUUUAUAUAUAGAAGUUUUAAAAGGUAAAUAAAUAAACCAGGUCAGGUUUGUCUAUGUAAAAUUGUUGACAUCAAUGAUGUCUUUCCAUAUUCUUUAUCUGGGCUAAAGAAAUACAUUCUGUAUUUUUCCAGAUUUCUUUGUAGCCUUUGAAAGAUUUUUACAGUACUUAAUGUCUUGAUUGAACUGUCCUUUCUUAAAACAAAAGCUUGUAUAAUUUUCUUACCUUGUACAGUUGGUAAACUUUUAUGAGAGAGUUGAUAACCCUGAGU
This is a messenger RNA of Cinclus cinclus, 2588 nucleotides long. It is a transcript of the gene MIER1, whose product is annotated as MIER1 transcriptional regulator. NCBI's taxonomy places the organism in Eukaryota, Metazoa, Chordata, Aves, Passeriformes, Cinclidae. Gene Ontology annotation, molecular function: histone deacetylase binding; transcription corepressor activity. The transcript is spliced from 13 exons. Gene Ontology annotation, biological process: negative regulation of transcription by RNA polymerase II. Gene Ontology annotation, cellular component: nucleoplasm. Bases 319 to 1770 code for a protein of 483 amino acids. The record is from RefSeq and is a predicted model, not a curated record.